Ectocarpus sp. CCAP 1310/34 is the source of this 1089-nucleotide messenger RNA. The record is from the annotation of a GenBank genome assembly. Lineage: Eukaryota; Phaeophyceae; Ectocarpales; Ectocarpaceae.
UCAACGGGAUCACAACACCAACUACGAUGAAGGGCCCAUUUUUCUUUCGUGAGAGCAAGCACCUGUCAGUUCUAGUUAUCGGGCUUGACAAUGCAGGCAAAACCUCUGUUCUCUGCCACCUAGCGAAUGUAGCCUCGACCAACAGGAGCAUGUUGAAGAGUGUGGGAACCGCGCCUACAGUUGGCACCCAAAUGGUCGAAUUCCACAGACGGAACGUCGGCUGGGUAGCUUGGGACAUGUCAGGCCAAGGGCGAUAUCGCGACCUUUGGGUUUCUCACGCAUCGCAUGUUCACGGCGUAAUCUUCGUCGUCGACGUCACGGACCGCGCGAGAAUUGCAGUGGCUAGGGAGGAGCUUCACGGCAUACUGACGUCAAGAGCUUUUCGAAAGGGCAACACACCGGUCGCGAUCUUGGCGAACAAGUACGACGCCAUUUCGGGGGCAUCGGCCGGCGGUGUCAAAAAUAGUGGUCGUGAUGGCUGCCUUACUCUGGAGAACGUGUGCAUCGCACUUGCGGUUGACACGCUUCAGGUGCACCGCCCCACCCGCGCCUUCGCCACGAGCGCUUUGACAGGGGAAGGGAUCGAGGAGGCCAUGGAUUGGUUGACCGUGCAUGCCACAAACAGAUAGCAGGCGGCGAAGUAAUCUUUCCAUGACGUCGGCGAGGAAGGGCGAUGAGAGCAAAAGAGGAAUGCAGUGUACGGCCACCUCUGUCAGGGAGAGCAAGGGCUUCGGGGGGGCUGGUUGGUUGCCGCAACUGCUGUUCUGAGGGAGUCUUGAGGCGUUUUCCCGACGGACGCGGAAAAGCGAGAGAGCGGUUGUACCUCAUUGUCUACAGUACGACGAUCAAUCCUCCUGGACACCGUUCGUACAGUCUAUUAUAAUAGGUUGCUGUUGUUCCGUGGUACAGAAGAAACCACGAAACAAGCCAACAGUAGAGGUUCCUAUAGCAGUGUGUACUUGGCGUGAGGGAGCAAUUCUAGGCUGCAUACCCACAUUUGGGAGACUCGGAGGACUUGGCACGAGAAAGAAAAUGACGUCGCACGCGCCUGCUUUGCCCCAAGGCUUUCGGCUCUGGUCCCCACAGCGU